Ostreococcus lucimarinus CCE9901 is the source of this 1710-nucleotide messenger RNA. Its product is annotated as CaCA family transporter: sodium ion/potassium ion/calcium ion. Gene Ontology annotation, molecular function: monoatomic cation transmembrane transporter activity. Gene Ontology annotation, cellular component: membrane. The record is from RefSeq and is a predicted model, not a curated record. The coding region runs from base 1 to 1710 and encodes 569 amino acids. The transcript has 2 exons. Gene Ontology annotation, biological process: monoatomic cation transport; transmembrane transport. Lineage: Eukaryota; Viridiplantae; Chlorophyta; Mamiellophyceae; Mamiellales; Bathycoccaceae.
AUGAAUCGGACGUGGAAUUGGGUCGCGCUCGUCGCGCUCGCGUUCGCCGCGGUGGCGCGCGCGGAGACGCUCGUUGACGUUGAGCUCGCGGUCGCGGAUGACGUCGGCGCGAGCGUGCGCGCGCGCGCGGGACGACGCGCGCUCGGGGCGAAACCGGCGGUGCAGGCGCCGGAACCGCCGCCGCCGCCGGCGACGAAGAAGGAGCGGUUGCGCGCGCAGUUUGAACUCGCGAGAGAAGACGCGGAACGCGCGCCUUGCGCGCCGAGUAAGGUGCAGGGCGGACGGGAGGCGAAGUGCGAUCACGUGCGCUCGACGGACGCGUGUGACGGGCGGUUGAAGGCGUAUUUGGAAUACUCGUAUUGCGACGACGAAGCGUUCGGGAUGCAAAACAUGGUGACGCCGGUGAUCGGGUUGACGCUCAUCGCCGUCGCGUCGACGUAUGCGUUGGCGGUCGCGGCUGGGACGUUUUUCGUGCCGGCGUUGGAGUACACGGCGACGUUGAUGAAGAUUUCUCCGGAAGCCGCGGGGGUGACGCUGUUGGCGUUGGGUAACGGCGCGCCGGAUCUUUACGCGCAAGUGUCAGAAUUAAGUGAAGGCGUGCUUCCGGACCUCAACGUCGUCAUCGGUUCGACGCUCGGUAGUGGGUUCUUCAUCGCCACCGUCGUGCUCGGCGUGGUGAUUCGGGCGUCGCCGAACGCCGUCGUGAUUAACAAGGACGCGCUCGGAGCGUCCAUGGGAUUGUUCGCCGUGGCGAACAUCGCUUUGCUGUUGGCGAUGUGCUUCGGUACGUUUAAGAUGUGGUAUACUAUGACGUUCUUCGUCUCCUACGCGACGUACUUUUGCUUCAUCGCGUUUCGCGACACCUCGAUUCACGACGCGCAAGGCGACAGGCCGUCGUUGGAAGAGGGCAAGGGGGAAAAGCGACUCGAGCCGUUGUUCGACUUAGCAUCGCAAAAAGGUGGUCCAGAUGACAUCAAAGGCUCGGUGCGCCCGAUGAAGACGACGGCGAAAGACGGUGACGGCAUCGUCGCCUCCGCGACGGCGGACAUGAAUGUGUACGAGAAGAAGUUGGCUUUGAUCACGGUGCCCGUGCGCGUGGCGAUGGCGUUCACGAUGCCCGUCGUUCGCGCGGGAGACAUGGAUAAAUUUUACGCCGUCACGUUGGGAUUCAUCGGACCGUUCUUCUUCUUGUGCGCACCCGAAUUCGCCUCUAUGUUCGCAUUCGUGCAAUCCAUCUGUUGGAUGCACUUGAUGUCCAACGAGCUCGUCAUGUCGUUGGGUGCGCUCGCGAAAAUCUUUGGCAUCGACGAAGAAGUUUUCGGCGUCUCCUUCGUCGCGUGGGGCGACGGCAUCGGCGAUCUCGUCGCCUGCCACGCCGUCGCCAAGGCUGGUCAAGUCACCAUGGCCGUCGUCGCAUGUUUUGCUGGCCCUGUCUUCAACUUGCUCAUCGGUCUCGCCAGUUCCAUCGCCUUUCUCACCACCAUCUUGGGCGACCUCCCUUUCAACGUCAAGCAGGGCGAAAUCGUCUUGGCCGUCGGCUCCCUGUUCUCCGUGAUGUUCACCAUCUCCCAGCUCCGUCACCGCUCGCCUCGCGAGUUCGAAAUCCCACGUUCGUUCGCCAACGCCGCCUUCGCGACGUACGGCGCGUUUUUGCUCAUCUACCUCUUGUGCGAGGCGCGGCUUUUAUUCGUCUCCAAGCUCGCGUCGUGA